Peromyscus eremicus (cactus mouse) is the source of this 1489-nucleotide messenger RNA. RefSeq names its product C-type lectin domain containing 9A (gene Clec9a). The record is from RefSeq and is a predicted model, not a curated record. The coding region runs from base 60 to 782 and encodes 240 amino acids. Gene Ontology annotation, cellular component: membrane; cell surface. Lineage: Eukaryota; Metazoa; Chordata; Mammalia; Rodentia; Cricetidae. The transcript is spliced from 6 exons. Gene Ontology annotation, biological process: receptor-mediated endocytosis.
AGGAAUUCUUUCUGUCAGACUUCUACGUAGGCUGCUUUACCUCUUCAAGGACGUUCAGCAUGCACGAAGAAGAAUUGUACAGCUCUCUUCAGUGGGACACUCCAACCUCAGAGGCCUCUCAGAAAUGUCUGUGUCCUAGCAAAUGUUCAGGAACAUGGUGUGUCAUGACGAUGAUUUCCUGUGUGUUCUGUGUGGGCUUAUUAGCGACAUCCAUUUUCUUGGGCAUCAAGUUCUUCCAGGUGUCCUCUCUUGCAAUGAAUCAGCAGGAAAGACUCAUCCAGCAGGACAUAGCAUUGCUGAACCUCACAGAGUGGCAGAGAAACUACACCCUGCAGAUGAAAAACUGCCAAGCCUUGCAACAAAGAUCUCCCCGCUCAGGUAGUAACUGCAGCUAUUGUCCACACAACUGGAUUCAGAAUGGAAAAAGUUGUUACUAUGUCUUUCAAAUCCAGAAAAAAUGGAAUGGCAGUAAGGAGAUUUGUUUAAAGGAGGAUGCCAGUCUCCUUCAAAUAGACAGCAAAGAAGAAAUGGAUUUCAUCAUCCACAGCCUACAGAUACUCAAAGGAUUUGGGUACUGGGUGGGAGUGUUUCAAGAUGAACUCAGUCAAUCUUGGUUCUGGCAAGAUGGUUCCUCUCCUCUCCUUGACUUUUUGCCAACAGAGAGUCAGUUAUCAGCCCACCAGAUCUGUGGAUACCUCAAAGACCGUUCCCUCUUCUCAGACACCUGCAACCGCUGGAAAUAUUUUAUCUGUGAGAUGAAUGCAUUGGGAUCCUGCAUCUGAAAGAUCCAGCUCAAAGCUACCUCUGUUGCAUGAAGGUUUAGAAGAGAUCAAAGAGCAAAUGCAGAAGGAGAUUGGUGUGUGGGCCGUGAAAGCAAACUUGCUUUUAUAUUUACGCUUAGCAAUACUCUUGAAUGUUUUGCAGAUUUCAGUUGACCUUGUCCUGUAGUAUGCCAAGGAGAAAAUUGAUUUAGAGCUACAGAAGCCCUGACUCAUUGAGAACAAAGAAGAGAAAAUCAUUUCCUGUUUGUUUGGAAGUCCAAAGUGAUUACCCAUACUACAAAGACAUUUAGCCAUCAUUGUGGGAGUUUGCACAGUAAUCCCUGAUUUGUUUUUUAAUAAAUAAAUUAACCAUUAUACUGAUUACCAUUAACAAUUGAUAGAUUUUUCUUCAGAUCAGGAAUUGUAUAUCAUAAGAUCGCACCCUGAGAGGAGACAGAUUUCCAAACUAGUGUUACUAUGAAUCACAUGCCUGGGGUCCUUUGGCUAUAGAUAAAAAUGAGCAGGAUAGAAGGGGCUGGAGAGAUGGCUCAGUGGUUAAGAGCACUGACUGUUCUUCAAGGUUGGAUAAAGCACAGACAAAUAGCCAAACGAAUGGAAACACAUGAACUAUGAACCAAUGGCUGAGGGGUCACCAACUGGAUCAGGCCCUCUGAAUGGGUGAGACAGUGGAUUGGCUUGAUCUGUUUGGGAGGCAUCCAGGCAGUGGG